AUGUCACAAUACAAACGGUCAAUGUCGCAAAUAAACGAAGAAGAAUUAUCUGCAUUUGACCCGUAUUCUAAUCACCCUUCCACCACUUUAUCACCGUUGACCACAGAAUCUACAUCGGGAUCAGAGGACUCAUUGUCGCGACAUUCACUCCACCCGAAAACACUCCUCACCAGUUUUAUCAACUCAUUCAAACCAUUUGAUUAUUCAACAUUACCUCCAGUAUACCUUGAGCAUUUCCGUAAGUUAGAUCAACGACAAGAAAAUCAAGGAGAUAUUGAAUAUAUACUGAGCUUGCAAGAUAACAAUGCAGAUUCGCUACGACAGCGAAAGGGGGAAGGACCUGGAGCACAUUUACACCCAGCACACCCUGAUUUUGACUAUUCAACAUUUAGUCAACUUGAAAAAGAUGCCAUUAUAACCUCCAUGAGCCCGUUGAGUAAACGCUUACGUACGCGACAUUUGACUUGGAUAUCACUUGGGGCUAGUAUAGGGCUGGGAUUGUUCAUUACAUCGGGUUCGUCACUAGCACAUGCCGGCCCUUUGGGAUUACUACUAGUGUGGACGUUUAUUGGAAGUUUUACAUUCACGACAAUGGCAAGUUUAUCUGAAUUGGCGACUGCGUUCCCCGUAAGUGGUGCGUUUGUUACAUUUCCUACAUUAUUCAUCAACAAGUCAGUGGGUUUUGCCAUUGCUUGGAACUAUGCACUUCAAUGGUUAGUGACAAUGCCAUUACAACUUGUUGCUGCUGCACUCAGUAUUCAAUAUUGGAACAACCAUCUCCAUCCCGCUAUAUUUGUCACUAUUUUCUAUGUUGUCAUUGUCUUUGUCAAUUUGUUUGGUGUCAAGGGGUAUGGAGAAAUUGAAAGUUUCUUGAGUUUGCUCAAGGUUAUUGCUGUUAUUGGAUUUAAUAUAUGUGGGAUUAUCAUUGUUGCAGGUGGUGUACCGGGACAACCAUAUAUUGGUGGAGCUAAUUGGCACAAACCACAAGGUGGGCUUUUUAAUGAACACUCACCGUUUAAAAACAUGUGUUUUAUCAUUUCCAAUGCGUCAUUUGCAUUUGCUGGAAUAGAGUUGUUUGCAUUGGCAGCUGUUGAAUCAGCCACGCCGAAAACUUCAAUUAAUAAGUCAAGAAAGCAGAUAUUUUACCGAAUCAUUGUGUUUUAUUUGUUGUCAAUUGUCAUGAUUGGAUUCCUCGUGCCUUACAAAAACUCCGAAUUGAAAGGUUCAACUGAUGGGAUUAUCGAUACAAAUACAUCACCAUUUGUUAUUGCAAUCAAGUUGGCAAAUAUCAAUGCUUUACCUUCAAUAAUGAACGCAGUAGUUAUUAUAACGGUAAUCUCCGUUGGAAAUGCAUCUGUAUUUGCUUCUACUAGAGUUCUUAAUGCUAUUGGUGCUUUGGAGCAAGGACCCAAGUUUCUCAACUUCAUCGAUCGCAAAGGCCGACCUAUGGGAUGUCUUAUAAUACAGUUUGUUUGUGGUUUACUUGCAUAUCUCGUUUGUAUACCUGGUUACUCAACAACAUUGUCAAUAUUCCAGUGGUUAUUAAGUUUAAGUGGGUUGAGUGCACUUUUCACCUACUUGGUGAUUAACAUAUCACAUCUCAGAUUCCAUGCUGCCUUAAGUCAUCGUGCAAGAGUUGCUCGCGAUGAACUACUUUAUGUAUCCUCGGAUUGGAUAUCUUGGUAUGGUAUAAUCACAAUCGUUGUCACACUAGUGCUUCAAUUUUGGGCCGCAUUGUGGCCACCUGGAGGAGGCGUUGAUGUGGUCUCGUUCUUUCAAAUUUACUUGGGUGGGAUAGUUUUGAUUGCCAGUUAUUUGGUUCAUAAAGUUUAUGAUUACUGGUACAAUGACGUCCCAUUGACGAAAUUGUGGUUGAGUGUUGAGGAAAUCAAUGUUGAUAUGGGCCGUAGGCAAGUUGACUUAGAAGCUGUAAAACAAGAAAUUGCUGAGCAAAGAAACAUUUUAGAGAGUAAGCCCUGGUGGUUUAAAGUGUAUAAUUUCUUUUGCUAA
Messenger RNA from Lodderomyces orthopsilosis Co 90-125, 2010 nucleotides. It is a transcript of the gene AAP1, whose product is annotated as Aap1p. Gene Ontology annotation, molecular function: amino acid transmembrane transporter activity. Lineage: Eukaryota; Fungi; Ascomycota; Pichiomycetes; Serinales; Debaryomycetaceae. The transcript has a single exon. Bases 1 to 2010 code for a protein of 669 amino acids. The record is from RefSeq and is a predicted model, not a curated record. Gene Ontology annotation, cellular component: membrane. Gene Ontology annotation, biological process: amino acid transmembrane transport.